UUGGAGCUUGUGCUACUCUCUCUCUCUCUCUCUCACAAAUUACAAUGGCGCCGUCUUCUCAGAAACUGACCAGUGCUUCUUGUUUCGUCUUGAUCUUCUUCAUCUUCGUUGUCUGCUUUCUCACAUGGAACAAGGAAGUCUCUCCCUCAAGGAAGCUAAAAACAGAGGACUCACACUCACAGAGCUUUAACAUUUCAACAAUAGCGACCAGGCUUCACGGUGUAGAGUUGAAUGAACACGCAGUUCCUGAUCCAGACAAAGUUGCACAUGAGGUCGCUGCCCUUAUUCAGAUGAGUGAACAGAACAUCACUGCAAGGAGGAAGCUUGGUUUCUUUUCAUGUGGAAAUGGCAAUCUGAUAGAUGACUGUUGGCGUUGUGACCCUAACUGGUACAAAAAACGUAAACACCUAGCUGACUGUGGGAUAGGGUUUGGAAGUAAAGCUAUCGGUGGUCGUGAUGGACGUUACUAUGUGGUCACUGACCCGAGUGAUGAGGACGUUGUGGAUCCAAAGCUAGGAACUUUACGCUACGCAGUGAUCCAGGUUGAGCCAUUGUGGAUUAUCUUUAAAAGAGACAUGGUGAUAAGGUUGAAAGAAGAGCUGAUCAUGAACAGUAUGAAAACCAUUGAUGCUCGUGGUGCCAACGUCCACAUCGCCAAUGGUGCUUGCAUAACAAUCCAGAAUAUAACCAACGUUAUCAUUCAUGGCUUGCACAUUCACGAUUGCAAGAUAACUGGUAACACAAGUGUCAUAACCUCGCCAAGUCACUACGAACUGAGGGAUAUGGCUGAUGGUGAUGGUAUAAAUAUAUUUGGGUCAAGUCAUAACUGGAUCGACCACAAUUCUCUCUCUAACUGUGCUGAUGGUCUUGUUGAUGUUGUCUCGGGUUCCACUGCCAUUACCAUUUCCAAUAACCAUUUCACUCACCACAAUGAGGUGAUGUUGCUAGGCCACGCUGAUUCGUACACACGAGACAAGCUGAUGCAAGUUACCAUUGCGUACAACCAUUUUCGAGAGGGGCUCAAACAAAGAAUGCCAAGGUGCAGGUAUGGGUAUUUCCAUGUGGUUAACAACGAUUACACACACUGGGAAAUGUAUGCCAUUGGAGGAAGUGCAAACCCAACUAUAAUCAGUCAAGGCAAUAGAUAUGCUGCUCCUAAAAACCGCUUCGCCAAGGAGGUAACAAAAAGAGUAGGCACAGAAGAAAAUGAGUGGAAGAAGUGGAACUGGAGAUCAGAAAAUGACCUUCUAGUGAAUGGAGCAUUUUUCACCCCAUCAGGGGAUGGAGCAUCAGCAAAAAAAGCACAUGACUUAAGCUUACCAGCUAGACCAGCCUCAAUGGUGGACUCAAUCACUGCUACUGCAGGUGCUCUUGGUUGCCGCAGAGGGAAACGUUGCUACUAGUAAUAUCACUCUUGCAAACCAUUAGUAGUUUAUGUAUACGAUAAAACCUAACCCCUUUCACACAUAGUAGCAAGUGUGAGAAGCUGUUUUCUUCUUCUGAAUGGUAGAGAGUUUGGUGAACCUCCACUUGACAAUAUGAGCAAGCGCAUGAAGCGUUGAUCCAUUGUUAGGAUAUAGUAGGAUAUGAUUGUACCAAAUCAUAUCUCUUAGC
Camelina sativa (false flax) is the source of this 1614-nucleotide messenger RNA. Lineage: Eukaryota; Viridiplantae; Streptophyta; Magnoliopsida; Brassicales; Brassicaceae. The record is from RefSeq and is a predicted model, not a curated record.